AUAGGGUCAAUUGUGUUGAAACAGAAUUGUUGGCAACAUGUAUUCUCUAAUUUUUGGAUUGGCAUCACAUACUGAUUUUCCUUUUCAAUAUUAGGUUACAGUUUUCUUAUGUUUUUCUGUUUGCAUCCAGCCCAUUGCAAAACUGCCUUUCCCCCUCUGUUAUCUCAUUUGAAUGUGUAUAAAAAAAGGGGCUCUGUGGAGAUUAAAUAUCAUUACAAUGCACCUUUAAUCCCCUGGGUGAAUAUUCCUGUUUUUCUGUCUCUUUAAUCUUUUCGUGCUGUUUCCUUGUGCGUUUUCUCUCCUUUUUUCCCCCAGUGUGGGAUCGUUUCCCACAGUACCACGAAGCAGCCACAUCCAAACCUUAUAUCCUGUGUAAAUCUACCCAUGCCUACACCCAGCCGGAUCUGAUCUGCUGACGUGUCGGCUCCUCCAGGGCUCAUGCUCCAGCAGCAGCAGAGUCAAGCCAGUCAACAAAAACUGCCAACAUGGCAGCAAAACACUUUUACCGACAGGGCUUUUUACUACUUUUAUUUAAUUUUAUUUCAACCGCAGCCUUGGAAAAACGGUUCUCCGACUUUAAAAGAUGCGCCGAUGAGGAGUGCAGCAUGCUUCUGUGUCGGGGAAAAGCUAUCAAAGAUUUCUCGGGACCAGACUGUCGGUUCCUGAAGGUCAAAAAAUCAGAAACUAUCUAUGUAUACUACAAACUGUCAGGCAGAAGGACAGACAUGUGGGCCGGAAGUGUUGGAAGUAACUUUGGCUAUUUCCCAAAUGACCUUCUUGCAGUUAACCACCGUUAUACUGACAAAGAAAUUGAAGUUCCAGCACAGGAAACAGAUUUUGUCUGUUUUGACACUGGAUUUGAUAAGUUUGACAAUUACGACAUAGAUUUACUGUUAGGAUCUUCACUGGAGGAGAAUGAUGGUGAAAAUAAAUUAACAUCUGAUCAAAUUCAAGUGUCAGAGGGAGUGCAGAACGAAACACAGCCAUCAGCUGAAGAGGCAACUGACAGUGAAAAACAAACUGAGCAUCAAGAUGACUCUCAGUACCUUGUUAAAGUCCCAGAUGAUCAAAGUGCCUCUUUACCUGAAGUUGACGUAGCAACUGAAUCACCUCCUACAGAAGAUGUAGAUUCUGAUACAAAAACUACACCUGGUGCUACUGAAAUAGCGACAGAACACACAGAAGUUGAGAAAAACACAGUAGUGUCCAUUCUUGAAAAUGUAUCAGAAAGGACUGAAGACACAGGCACAAAAUCUCAAGUCUCUGAUUUUGCUCCAGAUAAUGAACCAGUCACCAUUUCUGAAGGAAUGCAAAUCCCUGAGUUAAAAACAACCCUUGGAACAACUUUUGAUGCCGUCACCACAGAUGACGAAAUCACCAAGAAUGUUACCCCAUAUGAAGACGAGGACAGCGAAUAUGUGGAAAAUCACUCCGAAGAAGACAUGGAUGGUAAAGAAGAAACUCCAUUGCUGUCUUUUUAUGAAGUAAACAUGAACAAUCCAGCAUUAGAUUCCCUCAAAAAGCAUAAAAGUCCUCCAACUACACGUGAUGAUAAACCAGAGGCUGAAGAGGAGAAGAACAUGUGGACAUCAAUUGGAGAUGCUGUUUUUUCAGUUGUCACCGGGGGAGAGAGGACGCCGCAAGAUUCAAGUUCAGAGGAGGAAGACGAUGAAGGGGAUGAAGAAGCUGUUCCAACAACCCCUCAGAGUGUUGAGGAAGAAAAGACAAUCGUAGAAGAAAAACAAAUACCAGUACAAUCAUCUCAAGAGCCUGAGAAGAUAGAGCCAGCCUUGUUCAAUCAUGACGACGAGAGUGAUGGAGAAGUGAUCGGACCUGAGGACGCUAUGGAGGAAACUCUAAAACCAACUGAUGUGCCGAUACACCUUCAAAGAGAAGAAAGUACAAUGUCAGUGGAUCCGGUAUCCCAAGAAGAUACUUCUGCCAUUCAUGAGCCUCAAAACUCUGAUAUUAAAACAAUAGAUGAACCCAUUGAGCAUGAAGAAGUUGAAGAAGAAGAAGAGGAGGAGGAGGAGGAAGAAGAGGAGGAGGAAGUGUCCAAAGAUUCAGAGGUUAAUAAUGAUGAUGACAGUAGCGAUGCAAUGGAGCAAAGUGAGGAUUUGGACAUUGAAUUGGACGAAGACAAAACGGUGACGGAUCUAGACCUAGCUGGUACCGAAACUGAAACACAGCAAGAGCCGUUCACUGAGGAGAUGCAGUCAAAUAAUUCAGAUGUGAAAGAUGAUGAAAAGACAGUAGAUGACAGCCUACCUAAUCCCAUACAUGAUCACUUAAUGACUGAUUCAGAGAGUAAAGACGGUCAACCAGAAUUAUCCGUGAAGGAACCGGAGAUUCACGAGGAACAUCUUUCACAAGAGUCGAAAGAUGAGGAAGAGAAGGACAUACAGGAACAGAAAGAGGAGGAGGAAGAAGAAUUACUUGAAGAUGAAAAUGCACUUUCUUUCCCAGAAUCCGACAACAAAGACUCAGAACCCUCAUCUGAAACCGCUCUGCCCACUGUGACGCCUCCAGAGCCAGAAUACAGCGACAGCGUGAUGAGACUGACUCUGCUUCGAAACCAUUUCACGGAGGAGAAAAUGGAGAAGCUCCAAAAGCAUCUGGGUCUCAGGAAUCUCUUCAAAUUGGAGGCCAUGUUCUCUGACUUGGACAUAGAGUUGCAGGCUACCCGUCUUGCACCGAUAAACACCACGCAAGACAUUGAAAAUGCGCUUGAGGGCAUCCUGGAGGCCUCUGAAAACACCAUCCUUGACGAGAUUGAGAAGAUACUGGAUAGCCGGAGCUCAAAACACAGUUAUGACCAACAUCCAGACCCAAGCGCUUUGGAUGAGGAGACUGAAAUACUGGAUGACUUCCAGGAGCUGGCAUUCAGCCUACGACAGAAGUACUCUACAGCCAGUGACAGCACGCCUUUGGCCGCAGAAAAAGCAUUAGAUAUUGACCAAGAUGAACCCAAACUACAAGUAAAAGAAGACAUGCCCCACAUUGUUGAAGAACACAAGGUUGACAGUGUCCCUGAGGCUGAGAGCGAUGACAACAUCACAGUAACAGAUCAUGAAGAAAGGCCAGCAGAGACUAAAGAAGACCAGAUGGUUUUGGACGAGGUGCACAGCGGACCCGAUGUCAGUGGGGAGGAAGAUGGCGGACACUUUAAUAAAAACAAAGACAAUCAGCCUAGCGUCAGUGGAUCAGAUGAGAUUCAGACGGUCCCUCAAGCCACCCUGGAAAAUCCCUUAGAUGUGGGCCUUGGUGUCGAGGUUGAGCAAUCACCCUCAGGUUCUUUGGACUCCAUGGGACUCGAGUCUGAAAAUCACGAAGAAGAGAUGGGAUCAUUCUCAACUGGGAUGGUUUACAUGGGCUGCAUCCUUUCGAUGAUCAAGAGUAAAAUUGCAGAGUGGACUAUUGAGGUGAUUUCAUUGCUGCCAGAAGAGUGGAAGCCAGGGGAAACCUUGUUUGGUUGUCCAUGGCAAGCUGUUGUCAUCACUGCUUUGGUCGGAGUAGUGACCUUCACCCUCUUCUUCUGGAGGACCGUGUUGGCAGUAAAGAAGAGAGAAUAUCUUGUGGAUGAAAAAAGGAUGGCAGAGCAAAUUGUGUCACUCAAAAAAGAGAAGAAUGACGCAUUAACCAAAAUGUCUGAACUCCAAAAACGGACUGAACAACUGAAAGAAAAUCAAAAACAGUCAAAGGAAACAGUUAGCUGUACCAUUAAAAGGAUGCAAGACCUGGAGAGUAAAGUUUUGGAGGCAGAAACACGGAAUGAACACAUAGCUGAAGAAAAAAGCAACUAUGCGAAACUACUCGAGGAUGAGAGGGCAAACUCUCUGCAAAAAGGCACCAGGAUUGAGAAAUUGGAGAAGUCAAAUGAGAAGUUACAGAUCAACAGGAAAAAGAUUCAGGAGGCUCUCUCUAAGACUGCUGUUCUCCUGGACGAGGCCAAGAUUCGCGAAGAUGCCCGAAAAGUUCAGCACAAAUGUCUUGAGAAAGAUUAUUCAGCACUAAAAGAAGAAAAUAAAACACUUAAGUCUACCAUCAAGAGCUGGGAGGACAAACACAAGGAGCUGAACGAGCAGAUUAAAGUCUAUCAAAAGUCCCAGAAAGAGCUGGAGGACUCGGUGGUGCUCAAAGAUCACAACGUGGAGGUGCUGUCUGAACUUCUGGCAGACCUAGAGGCUUGUGAUUUGCAAAAAAGUGACACCAAAGUUUUAGCCAACGGUGAAGUCGCUCCUGACAAGAAGACAGCCAUAAAGAACAGGAUCAAACAGAUGAUGGAUGUUUCUCGGGUCCAGACCACUCUCACUGUGGUCGAGGAAGAGCGUGAUCGCUUCAUGGCCAAACUACUGAACGAAGAAAAGACUAGAAAGUCACUGGAAGAGCAACACCAGGAGCUGGAUCAUGCAAUUGCAACCCUAAAAAGCGAGAAGAGCCACGUUGAAAACCAGUUCAAGGUCCUCCAGCAGAAAAACGAAAUCAUGGUUGAAAUGUAUCAGCAGAAGGAAAAUGCUCUCCAACAGAGAUUAACGAAGGAAGAGCUGGAGCGACGCAGCAAAGAGAGUCAGCUGUCUGAGGUGGGAGGAAAAGCUGUCGAAGCAGAGGGGCAGGUUAAAGUCUUAAGGCAACGCAUUAAUGAAAUGGAGGAGCAGAUGAAGAAGACGGAGGGAGUCUAUAAAGAUCAGAUAAAAGAACAGGAAAACAAAACUCACUCAAACUGGGUAAAUGCUCGUAAUGCAGAGCGAGCUCUGAAUCAAGAGAAGCUUGAAUCAUCAAAGCUCCGUGAAAAACUGGCUGUUCUUACCUCCCAGCUUAAUGAGCGCCGCGCUCCUCUCUUCAGACCGAACUCUGGACAACCUGCAGGCCCUCGCCAAGGUGAUUCAUAUGGGCCCUCUCCUGUGAGUGGGGGUGCACCAUCCCCUCCAAUAAUGAUAGAGGGUCCCAGGCGCCCUCCUUCUGCCCCAGUGGGGCGAAGAAAUGACCCGUAUGGUCCACGACCUCCAUCAGACCCACAUGGUCGUUACCUUGAAAGCAAACACAUCUCUGGGAUGGACAUGAUGGGCCCCCGAAGCUCGUCACCUGCCAACAUGGACGGAUCUACACAGGCAGUAGAUCCACAGAUAAAAGCAGAGACACAGGCUGAGGCCUCCACUGACAGUCCAGAGCCAGGACCUGGAUCCUUCCUAGCGUCUCCGAUCAGGGACUCUCCAGGCCCUAUGGUCCAAGGACCUCCCCUUGGCCCUGGACCACAUGAACGGCUCCUCCCUCCUGGACCCCACGGCCGCCUGCCGCCUCCUGGACUUUACAGACCUCCAAGACCUGGCCUCUACCACCUUCCACCAGGUCCUCAUGGUCCUCCUAAUGUACCUCCUCAUCAUGGCCCUCCUCUACCAGCCAAUGGACACCCAGGUAUGCCACUGCCUGGACCAAUGGGUGGAGAUUUUGGACCUCGCCCUGCCAACGGACAUGCAUUCCACCCCAGGCCAGCCCCUGCACAUGUCAUUGAUCCUCGGGGUCCACCACCGCCACAAUUCCGUCCCCCUCCACCUCAUCACUACGGGCCGAUGCCUCCGCCACAUGGUGUCCGUGGACCUAUGGGACCACGUCCACCUCUCCAUCCUGACAUGCGCUACCCAGGACCACGAGACCACAACAGCCCGCCAAUGAACCUGCCUCCAGGCGUCCCUCCCCAUCCCGCACACGGUGAUGCAUACGGUCACGCUCCACCCGAUGCCCUCCAUAACUCACACACCGGCCCCAGACAGGACCUGCCUGUGAGGCAGGAGGCCCCUCAGGACUCAGCGCGGCCAGCGAUGGUCAAGCCUUAAAGAUGCCACCAGCUGUGGCAGAGGACUUGAAUUUACCCUGAACCCAUCACAAACACCCCAGAUCCAGUAUAAACAAAGGUCAUGGUUAUUUUCAUAUUUCAGUUGUAAAAUAAAAAUCGCAAGGAUGUUAAUUAAAAAAAAAAAAAAAAAAAAAAAAAAAAAAAGGUCCUUUUAAUCAUCAAGCAUCAAUAAUUAUGUGUCUGAAAUCAAUGCGUAAGGAGGGUUGCCACUUUUUUAAACAGCUUAUUGUGCAAUAAUAAUUAAUUAUAUGCCAGAGGAUUUUCUUUUUUGUUGAUCUUUUAAAAAGUAUUUAGCAAUGAUUUUUAAGGGGCAAUUUUUAAAAUGUCAUUUCCUGUGGAAAUUAUUUUAAAAGAGGAGGGAGUUUAGCUUCUAGCAUUUCAGGAAUUCAAUAAUUUCCCAAAGCUGUUGCUUUAGAGUCGACUGUAAAGCAAAUGUGUAAUUUGAUGGCCAGAUGUAUAACUUAUUUUACUAUGUUGGUAGAACUUUUAAUAAUAAAGAAUGUAAAAGC
Molecule: messenger RNA, 6360 nt
Organism: Anoplopoma fimbria (sablefish)
Lineage: Eukaryota; Metazoa; Chordata; Actinopteri; Perciformes; Anoplopomatidae
Gene: mia3
Product: MIA SH3 domain ER export factor 3
Exons: 28
Coding region: 486-5831 (1781 amino acids)
Biological process (GO): endoplasmic reticulum to Golgi vesicle-mediated transport; vesicle cargo loading; protein secretion
Cellular component (GO): endoplasmic reticulum membrane; endoplasmic reticulum exit site
Molecular function (GO): protein binding
Source: RefSeq, a predicted model, not a curated record